Danio aesculapii is the source of this 2541-nucleotide messenger RNA. It is a transcript of the gene depdc1, whose product is annotated as DEP domain containing 1a. The record is from RefSeq and is a predicted model, not a curated record. Gene Ontology annotation, biological process: intracellular signal transduction. NCBI's taxonomy places the organism in Eukaryota, Metazoa, Chordata, Actinopteri, Cypriniformes, Danionidae.
AGAAACAACCUCGGAUUAUCUGUUUACACAGCCCGCGACAACUGAAUAAGCGACUUUAUCUUUCGAUAAAUAUAGCCUUCGUAUUAAAUAUAGCCAGCAAAUGAAUUCAGUUAACUAAGAGUAAACUCGCGUGUAUAUGUAGGAAUAAUGAAAACGGUUUUAUAGGCGUUGGACGCAUCGUAAUCUUUCAAUGAGUUCUCACAUCGUCACUCCUGGUCCAUACAGGGCCACUAAACUGUGGAAUGAAGUAACCAAGCUUUUCCGUGCCGGGAUGCCUUUGAAAAAGCACCGGCAACACUUUAGGGUUUACAUGAACUGCUUCACAGCAUCCACCGCCGUGGACUGGUUACAUGAACUCUUGAAAAACAACAGCAAUUUUGGACCUGAUGUCACCCGACAGCAGACAAUCCAGCUGCAAAAGUUUUUGAAGAACCAUGUUAUCGAGGAUGUGAAGGGUAGAUGGGGCAUGGAGGACCUGGAGGACAACAGCCAACUAUACAGGUUUCCAUCAACAUCUCCAUUGAAGCCUAUUCCUAACCGUCCCACUGUUAUGAGGAAAAAGAGCUUAUCCAUGAUGGACAGGGAGAGUUUCUUUAAAUUCAGGGGCUCGAAGAAAUUUGAUAAAGAAACAUUGGAAAAUGUGGAUCCAGAAACACAAGAAUCUCCUGUGGGAUCGUCCUCAGGUGAGACAGAAUGCAGUAGGGAGCUCACAGAGGAUGAUAUUCAUGUGAUCUGGAAGAAUGUGACACUUACACAUUUGCAGAAGUUGGUGGGAUCUGGUUCUCUGGAAGGCGUUUUGGAUCCAGCCAAUGUCAAUCCUCAGUUCAUUGUGUAUAAUAUGACCAAAGUCAAUAAACAUGGAGUCGUUUCAUUGGAAGAUAAGACAGAAGAUUUACCACACUGGGUUUUGUCUGCUAUGAAAUGUCUUGCAAACUGGCCAAAGUAUGACUCAAACCAGCCAACUUACCCAGGAUUUGAGCGAGAUGUGUUUAAAACGGUCUCAGACUACUUCUACAGUCUUUCUCAGCCACUGCUCACUUAUCAGUAUUACGAACUCUUUGUCAACAUCCUGGGUUUAUUGCAGCCGUCACUGGAGCAGGUGGCCAUCGAGGCUCUUCAGCUCUGCACGUUACUCCUGCCUCCUGUCAGCCGGCGCAAACUCCAGUUGCUCUUGCGAAUGAUCUCACGCAUGAGCCAGAACGUAGACAUGCCCCGGCUGCACGACGUCAUCGGAACACGCACACUGUUGGUGCAGACAUUCUCCAGGUGUGUGUUGAGCUGUCAGGAGGUGGAUGAUCUGGAUGAGCUCUUGGCUACAAGGCUGUUAUCUUUUCUCAUGGAUCACCAUCAGGAGGUCAUGCAAGUGCCUGUGUAUCUGCGCAAUGCUGUGGAAGAUCACAUCAACUAUCUCAAGUCACUGAGCUUGUGUCCUGGCUCUGCUGGUCCAAUGCCAUCAUACUCGUUCUGCAGGCAGAUCAGCUGCCAGGAGUUUGAGGAGCAGAAGCUGUCAGUGUCUCAGUCUGCUCUGGCUGACCUGCUGGAGAACAUCAUCAAAGACAAGAGCAUGUCUGUCAAAGAGAAGAAGAAGAAGAUCAAACUGUUUCAGAAGGAAUAUCCUGACAUCUACUCCAGACGUUUUCCCACAACAGAGAGUGAAACUCAGCUUUUUGCAGACAAACCAAAGAUAAAGCCUCCAAUGCUUUUAAGCAUCAAGAAAGCCAAAACCUUCAGUAUUCGAAACUGAAUACCUCCUGUAAUGCUCAUGUUUUAGAAAACUGCUUGAGUGAAUUGGCUGACGUCAGACCAUAUCGGUAUAAUCAUUAAACUGUAACUUCAGUUGAAGUGUUGUUUUUGGUUUCUUGUGGGAUUUUCCUUUGAGUGAAGUAUUUUUAUUGUGUUUUUUUUCUGUUUCAGUAGAGAUGUCUGUCAGUUUUAAUGUUAUUUAUUUAAACUGUGUGAUUUGGUUGUAAGUUUUAGAUCUUGAUAGUGUCAAAGUCUAUCCAGACUCCACAGUAAAUAUAUGCAAAGAAACCUAACAUACUGUUUACAUGGAAAAAUGAAGAUUUCCUAUUUAAACAUUUGGUAACAUUGUUUGUGUCUCAGCUUUAAUCUUAUUUUUUCCUGAUAUCACGUUUUAUUGUGUGCUUGUGUUCACUAUAGAAGUGCACAGAUUUCUGAAAACAUUUUAUUUUUCUUGUGAUGUGGGAGUUUGCUAACCUCUAAGCUAGUAUGGGCUUAUUUGCACUGUUUUUUCAUCAAUUUGUCCGACCAUGUUGUCUUUUUUUUAGUACAUUUUAUUUCUAGUCAGAACAAUCUACUUAUUGCUUAUUUGUAUGAAUGGAUAAUCUUGUCAUUCAGUCACAUUACAUUAUCCAAUGGCUUGAAUAUUAAGAAUGGGGAAAAACUAGACAGAAAUAGAUUUAUUUGGUUUUAAUAUGUCAAGCAAAAGUGAGCCAAAAGUUUUAUGUUGUUUACUAUUUUAUUGUGUCACCUCAGAUAUGUAUGCUGUUCCUGAUCUAUGCAAUAAACUUUUAAAACAAG